Messenger RNA from Notodromas monacha, 744 nucleotides. Lineage: Eukaryota; Metazoa; Arthropoda; Ostracoda; Podocopida; Cyprididae. The record is from the annotation of a GenBank genome assembly.
AAGUAGUUCUGAAAAAUGAAGUCGUUUGUCCUUGUGUCAAUGAUGACGAUGAUGGUGAUGUCGACAUCAACGUCGUCGUCAAAUCAUACGACAAAUGAGCAUCAGAGACCACUAGGAAAAUCGGCCAUUGGACGGAUCCUCACUGCGGAAGACAAAGACUCUUCGUUUAUGGUUGUACUGAAGCCAAUUUUAGAAGGCAGUACUUACAAUGCAGCAACGAAUCCCGGUUGCCUCAUAUCAGAAAGGGCUAUUGUGACAUUCUACCUAAGUCUGGAUCCUGCUUACUGGACUAACAGGGGUACUGUGGUUGGGGUAAACGCAACAGCUGGCAGACUGAAGAGUGCAAGUGAAUCAGAUUUGCAAGUUCGUUAUGCCAAUAACAGCAACAUCAAGAAGUUUGUUGGAUACACCAAUGAAGAUACUGGAGAUGUCAACUCAAUUUUCAAAAAUUACUUGGCCAUUGUCACAGUGACUGAUCCCUUCAUCAUUGGGGAUGCUGUCAAGCCCAUCCGGGUGUCCACUAAUGGGCCAAGUCUGGUGGGCAUGGAAGUUCAAGGAUUGUAUUCUCAGGCUGCUUCUACAGAGACAUCCACAUACGAGGCCCGGAAAAUAAACAUCACUCUGACUGGAACAGCAUGUCCAUCAAGCAUCAGUGGAUUUCAGGGUACUUUGGACCCAGCUGCUGUCUCAUGUAUGACGACUGGUCCAUACAUGUCUACCAACAGCUGUUUCACGGUGAUUUAA